UAACUAACAACUCUAUGUUGUUUCGCGUUCAAACUACAUCCAACAGAUGAUAGCUGUGACAGACAGAACAAUAGAAGAUGUUACUCAAGAUAUUGUUAUGACUUCGCUAAUAAUGAACGCUGUAAGAGAAAUAAUUUACAUGCCAUAUCAAAAUGUUGCUCUUGUUUUUUUCUUAAGACCUUAGCCUUUUUAAUAAGUGGAAUAUUUACCAAAAAAGGACUACACUCGAUUUCUAUUGGCUUUUUAUUUAAUUUUUUUAAGUGCAAAUCAACCUUAAAUUUUCCACAAACAUAUCACAUUUUCUUUACCUUCUUUACCGAUCUUUGCUUAUUUCAUACAAAAACAUGCAUCGAUCAUUUAUUUUUAACAAGAAAAAAGCUAUUUAUGACAGUCGUCUAGAGAAGAAUGAGCUUUCAAAUGCCACAUGCUUUGAUUGUGGUCAGAAGGGACACUUAACAAAAAACUAUAAAAAAUGCUCAUUAUAUUCACCCGAGACUGGUGACGAAGUUGGCACUAGUACUAAUAAAAAACGAAAACAGUCAGAAAACGUUAAAAGAGCUAAAAAGGAUGCUAAAAGACAGAAAACACAAGCAAGUACCGAAGUUGUUUGUUCAAGAUGUAAGCUUUCAGGUCAUAGCUCUGCACGCUCCCCUGAAUGCUCUUUCUAUAUUUUAUCAAAAGCGAAAACCUUGGCUCUCAACCUUGGAUCUAAUUAUACUGCGUACACACGGAAGCUUCCUUUUGAUAAUUGUAUCAAAGAAGAAUACAAAGGUGUCCUGAAAGAAAAAAUUAUCACCUGCUGCAAUUCUAUAAGACAGCUUAUCUACAGAGCGAAGUUGUUUGUAAAUUACUAUAUUUUACAAAAUCCCAAUGAGCCUGCCCCAGGAUUCAUCUUUAAACAACAAUUCUGGUAUACUAUAUGCCAAUUGGUCAAUAAUAGAAGGCCUACCAAUAGCACUGUAGUCAGUCCAAAUCUUUUACAGCAAUGGGAUAACUUCAAAAGAGAAAACCCUAAGGCAUGCUAUGCCGUAACUUUAAUAAGUGGUGCAAGUCAAUGUCUGGCUGAGGCGUGCACAGAGGUAGCUACCUCAUAUCAGAAUGCAAUCGUCAAGACCUUUGAAAAUAGAUUGAUUUAUUAUCUUCGGUACAAGAUUCAAAUCAUGUUUGUGAAUAUGGAUCGAAAAGACGUUCAUAAUAUUGCUGUAAAAUAUUGUUAUCAAUAUAUCUGUCAAGGGGAUCCAGUGUGGCCAACAAGUGAAAUUGUAAAUGAUGAUACAAUAAGACAAAAAGUUGUUCAAUUUUGCCAGCCUCUGAGGGACAUUCUAAAUACCAAAGUAACAGUGAAAACUCUAUCGGAAUCCCCUGGUAGAUUUACUCCUUUGUUGAUACACUUGCUCUCUAUCAUUGAAUCUGAACACGACAACCAUUGUGAAUACGAUGUAAGAAGACUGUCUCUUCCGCGGCGAUUUAGUCUGUUCCCAACACCUUCCUUGCACUGGCGUUCUAUAACUUUGUCAGUAAACGCAUUAUCUGCGUUUCUUCCUCGUGAAAAGUUGCCAAGAGGUUAUAAUGACCAACUUCGGCUCUUUUUUAAAGUAUUAAAGUUCCAGUCAUUGAGAAUUAAAACGUAAGUUGAAAAAAAAAGGGUGAUAUCAUAAUAAUUAAAGCAAACAUACUUCCAGAAUUGAAAGUAUAAUGCCAAAUGGCAGAAAUAGACAGUUGUUUGGAAACUUGAUCAGAUCAGACGGUUUCAGUGUUGAUUUUUUGUUCUACAAAAGACGAAAUGAUCAAAAUGAUAUGGCUGUCAAAGUUAACCAAAUACACCUCAAAGUCGAUGACUUUAAGAGUCAAGAAAUAGAACAGUCAUAUCUUCCAAUAGCAAUUGACCC
Cokeromyces recurvatus is the source of this 1889-nucleotide messenger RNA. RefSeq lists its product as uncharacterized. The record is from RefSeq and is a predicted model, not a curated record. The transcript has 4 exons. NCBI's taxonomy places the organism in Eukaryota, Fungi, Mucoromycota, Mucoromycetes, Mucorales, Mucoraceae. Bases 345 to 1631 code for a protein of 428 amino acids.